This is a messenger RNA of Carassius carassius (crucian carp), 2913 nucleotides long. Its product is annotated as putative adenosylhomocysteinase 3. NCBI's taxonomy places the organism in Eukaryota, Metazoa, Chordata, Actinopteri, Cypriniformes, Cyprinidae. Gene Ontology annotation, cellular component: cytosol. Bases 1176 to 2726 code for a protein of 516 amino acids. The transcript is spliced from 17 exons. The record is from RefSeq and is a predicted model, not a curated record. Gene Ontology annotation, biological process: L-methionine cycle.
GAGUUGUUUGGGUUCUUUACCACCAUUCGUCCUUGAACGAAGUACACGAUGCCAGGUUUCUUCAACAGAAAUGUCCCUAAAGCAAGCUGUCAACAUCCUGUUUUAAACCAGAUUUAGAAGGGGUUAAAUGUAUUUUCUGGUCAUUGGAGAGCAUAUAAGUGCUGAGGUCAAACCUUGGAAUGGGAUACCCAUGAAUCUGGGAGUUGUGUAGGUUCUUUACCAGCAAUUUGACCUUGAUCCCUAGUUACUUCAAUGGGAGUGUCCCUAAAGCAACAGAACUGUCAAUGUCCUGGUUUAUAACCGAUUUGCAAAGGGUUAAAUAUAUGAUUUGGUCAUUGGGGUGCAUAGAAGUGCUGAGGUCAGACUUUGGAAAGGGAGGCCCAUGAAUCUGAAUGUUGUCGUGUUCCCAUGCUUCCAUUUUGUCAUUGAACACUUUUCCCUUGGUUGUGUCAAGGUGAGAAGUGAACUGCUUGUUUCUUACAAGGUGAAUUAAGGGUACAUAUCUGGGUAUAGUAACCUAAAUGUGCUGGGUUUAAACACCAAAAAAGACUUUCUGAGAGCCAUUAAGUUCUUAAACACUUGACCCCAGGGUGUGCCAAAGGAAAUGUCUCUGUGAGAAGCAAAUUGUCUUUUUUAAACCACAUGUGGUAGGGAUACGUUUCUGGUUUGAUAAACUAAAUGCGCCGAGUAACCACAGAAAGCAUAAGCCUUGAGUUGCCUUACCUCCGUUUUGCCCUUGAAAGAGGCACCUGACGCCAGGUUGAGAACAGCAAGUCAUUUUAACUAAAACAUGCCUGCUAAAUGAGGUGUAACCGAAAAACCUUAUCUUGAUCAUCAUUAACAACCCUGAACAGAGACGUGGGCUGAACACAGACCAGUGCACUUAAAACCACACAGUAUCCGCUCAGUGGCACUUGGCCAGCAUUAAUAAAUGACUUUAGGGAACUUUUGUGACCUCAUAGACUUUAAUCAUUGUCGAAUCAUGUAAGCGAACAGAGAGCUCUGAAUUUAUUGUAAAGUCUUUGGUCUCACAGUGUAGGAUUUCAUCUGACAGUGGAUCAAUGCUUCUCUAGCACGCUCAUUUAACAUCAUGGCAUGACAAUCACUGUUGGGGCUCAGUCUUUAAAUGCUUACGUGGGAGUUAUUCUACGCAUUUCUCAAGAGGAUCAGACACCAUGAAGAAAGUCUACAGCCUGGUUAGUCUCACGAAAAACAGGGAAUCAAAAGAUGCUGUGUUGUCUCUUAACAUCAAACAAAUCCAGUAUCCUGAGCAGAUGCGAGAAUUCGACAGUCAUUUAACAAAGACGGGACGCCGCUCCCUGUCCCACUCUAUUUCUCAUUCCUCUAUGGACAGUAACAGCUCAGGGGGUUCAGAUGCAGAAAAUCUAGAAGAUGAGGUCUGUCCUGGAGACAUGCAACAGAUUAACUCUAAAGGGAACAGGGACUUCUGCAUCAAAAACAUCAAACUGGCAGACUUUGGUCGUCGAGAGAUAGAACUUGCAGAGGAUGAGAUGACUGCACUGAUGGCCUUGAGAAAAGCUGCCCAGGGUGAGAAACCAUUGGCAGCAGCAAAAAUAGUGGGAUGCACCCACGUCACGGCCCAGACAGCUGUGCUGUUUGAGACUCUAAAGGUGUUGGGGGCUCAGUGUAGGUGGGCAGCCUGCAAUAUUUACUCCACUCAGGAUGAAGUGGCAGCUGCUUUAGCAGAGCAAGAUUUUCCAGUGUUUGCAUGGAAGGGAGAAUCUGAGGAUGACUUCUGGUGGUGUAUUGAUCGCUGUGUAAAUGUGGAGGGCUGGGAGCCAAACAUGAUCCUUGAUGAUGGAGGAGAUAUGACACAUUGGAUAUACAAGAAAUAUCCUCACCUCUUCAAGAAAGUCAAGGGUAUUGUUGAAGAAAGUAUCACAGGCAUUCACAGACUUCAUCACCUCUCUAAAGCUGGAAAAUUAUGCGUCCCAGCCAUAAAUGUGAAUGACUCGGUCACUAAACAAAAAUUUGACAACCUCUACUGCUGCAGGGAGUCCAUCCUGGAUAGUCUUAAAAAGACAGCUGAUAUCAUGUUUGGGGGAAAGCAGGUGGCUGUAUGUGGAUACGGAGAGGUGGGAAAGGGUUGUUCUGCAGCUCUGAAAGCGAUGGGGUCUGUGGUGUAUGUAACCGAAGCUGACCCCAUCUGUGCUCUACAAGCAUGCAUGGAUGGCUUUCGACUGGUCAAACUAGGUGAUGUUGUAGGACAAGUGGACAUGGUCAUCACCUGCACAGGUAACAAAAACGUUGUUGUGAGGGAACACAUGGACCUAAUGAAGAAUGGCUGCGUUGUCUGCAAUAUGGGACGCUCCAAUACAGAAAUCGAUGUUAACAGUCUGAGAACCCCAGAGUUAGUAUGGCUACAUGUGAGAGCGCAAGUAGAUCACAUUGUUUGGCCUGAUGGCAAGAGAAUAGUACUCCUUGCAGAGGGCCGUGUUCUUAAUCUAAGCUCCUCCACUGUACCCAUAUACGUGCUUUCCAUCACAGCCACCACACAGGCUUUGGCAUUGAUUGAGCUAUUCAAUGCUCCUGAGGGCCGUUACAAGAAAGAUGUCUAUCUUCUUCCCAAGAAACUGGAUGAGUAUGUUGCAAGCCUGCAUCUUCAGACUUUUGAUGCACGCCUGACUGAGCUUACCAAUGAACAAGCCAAAUACAUGGGCUUGAGUAAAAAUGGCCCCUUCAAACCCAGUUACUACAGGUAUUAAGAUCAUGGAGAAGUCUCAAUGUAACUCAUCAUCAUUUAGAAGAAAACAGAUGGAUCUAAAGCUAUGGACAGAAAUCUUAGCGAGGAUUUCAUUCAUCCCUCUCUAUACCAACACAUGAUAUUACAGGCUUGACCAUUAAUGGUCAGCGUGUACAAAUGUAAAGUGAAAUAUAACACAUUUUACUCUU